This is a messenger RNA of Lactuca sativa (garden lettuce), 1411 nucleotides long. Its product is annotated as S-adenosyl-L-methionine-dependent methyltransferases superfamily protein. The record is from RefSeq and is a predicted model, not a curated record. Lineage: Eukaryota; Viridiplantae; Streptophyta; Magnoliopsida; Asterales; Asteraceae.
ACAAAAGAACAGUAAUCGUAAUCGUAAUCCAAUUUCACAGCCGCCUACUGAAAUCGACUGCAAGAAGAAACCCGAAAAUGGGGAAGACUGGGAAGAAGCAAAAAAACCAACGUAUUCAGAGGUCCGCAUCUUACUACCUCGAAGACGACGAACGACAAACUUACCCCUCAAAUAAUGCAGCCCCUUCUUCUCAAUCCGAUCCUAAUCUCACUCUCUCCGACGAAGAAUCAGAAUCAGACGACAAAAACGACCAAAACCCAUCACCAGAUGACGACAAUAGCCUCCCUUCGAAGUUCUCACUAUAUCAACAAUCAGUACAGUCGCCUAAAGGAGACAUUAGUUAUCUCCAAAAGUUCUUUUUGACAUACGUUGGUGGCAGGGCACCCCUCCAUCUUCAAGAAGACUUCUGCGGCACUGCUCUUCUCAGUACAGAAUGGCUUCGGAGUGAUUCAAGAAGAACAGCCGUAGGUUUGGAUUUGGACGUGGAGGCUCUUGAUUGGUGCAUGGAGAACAAUGUGAACAAAGUCGGAGCUGAUUUGUCUUCAAGAAUCGUUCUUUACCAUGGGAAUGUGUUGCAACCUCACGAAGCUAAAGUAGUGAAAUCCAGUUUUCAAAACACGAUGCAUAAUGUAACACUUGAAGAUGAUGAAAAUGGGAUUGAAUCUGUUGCUAAUUCUGAAAAACUUCCACCUAGGGACAUUGUAUGUGCUUUCAACUACAGUUGUUGCUGCCUCCAUAGUCGUCAAGAAUUGGUUUCUUAUUUCAAAAAUGCCCUUAGUUGUUUGUCUAAAAAAGGUGGAAUUUUUGUGAUGGAUCUUUAUGGAGGCACAUCAUCCGAAUGUGAACUUAGGAUGCAAAGAAAAUUCCCAAAUUUUACGUAUACUUGGGAGCAAGCUGGGUUUGAUAUUAUUCAAAGGAAAACACGGAUAAGUCUCCAUUUUACUCUGCAAAAGCAUCAAAAGAAAAAGCUUCGUCAUGCUUUUUCGUACAGCUGGAGAUUGUGGUCGUUACCGGAGAUUAAAGAUUGUAUGGAAGAAGCCGGAUUUAGGUCUAUUCAUUUUUGGAUCCGUCAAAUGCCAGAUAGUGAGAACAUCAAAAGUAUUGAAGGAUUUGGUGGGGGUAAAGAUGUCAAAUAUGAAGAAGUUACAAGUUUUCAACAAAAAGAUUCAUGGAAUGCUUAUAUUGUUGGGGUUUCAUAGUGAUUGAUGAUUAAAAAGAUGGUUUCUUUGGAUUCUUUAGAUGUUAUGUACUUGAUUAACAUGGUGGAUUUGUUAAAACAUUAAUAGAUCCAUCAAAAACAUAGACUUUGAUUUUUGAGGUCAAAGUUUGGCAUUUAUCGUAUGAUUAAUGAUUAGGAUAUUGUGACAAAGUUAAAGUAAUAUUCAUUUGUUGAGUUGCUAUUUGUGAGGAA